Vicia villosa (hairy vetch) is the source of this 2307-nucleotide messenger RNA. RefSeq lists its product as uncharacterized. Bases 1 to 2307 code for a protein of 768 amino acids. The record is from RefSeq and is a predicted model, not a curated record. NCBI's taxonomy places the organism in Eukaryota, Viridiplantae, Streptophyta, Magnoliopsida, Fabales, Fabaceae. The transcript has 4 exons. Gene Ontology annotation, molecular function: DNA-binding transcription factor activity, RNA polymerase II-specific.
AUGGGUGUGGAUCCUCCUUUGAUGAAAUGCGACGUAAAUCAGACAUGCGUGGAUACAACAAAUGCUUUUGUAACUGGUCAAAAAAUUUCUACAAGAGAAGAGGCGAUAAGUUGGAUUAGGGAGGUUGGAAUCAGGAAUAAAGUGACAGUUAUGAUAACUCGUUUAGAUACCAAAACAGUCAAGAGAGGAAGAAGUGACAAAUUAAUAUUUGGUUGUGAUAAAGGUGCAAAAUACAAAAAAAAAACAGAUAGUGAAACCCAAAGUGCUAGUAAGAGAUGUGGUUGUCCUUUCAAAAUCAGGUCAACACCGUCGAAAGAUGGUUUUGGAUGGAAGAUCGAUGUAAAAUGCGGAGUACGCAACCACAACUUACCUGAUAGAUUUAAAGGUCAUGCUUUCAGAAAACGCCAUGUUCCACCAAGACACAUAUUAUUGUCAUUGCAAGAGCGUGACCCGGAGAAUGUCACUCGAAUCACGCAAAUAUACAAACAUAAGAGUAAGAUACAAAAAGACAUGAGGGGUCCCAGAACAGAAAUGCAACAAUUGCUCAAGUUGGUUGAAGAAUCAGGUUAUGUUUACUGGAGUAGGAAAAAGGAUGAGUCAGAAGUUGUGAGAGAUAUUUUCUGGGCUCAUCCAGAAUCAGUGAAGAUGUUGAAUAUGUUUCCUAUUGUAUUGAUUAUGGACUGCACAUACAAGACAAACAAGUACAGCAAACCGUUGUUUGAAAUAGUUGGUAUGACAUCAACUAAAUUAACAUUUGCUGUUGCAUUUGCCUAUAUGGAAUCUGAGCAAACAGAGACUUUUUGUUGGGUAUUGGAUAAGUUGAAACAGUUAUUUAUUAAGCAGGAUUUUUGUCCUCAAGUAAUAUUGACUAAUAGAGAUCUUGCUUUAAUGAAAGCCAUUGAAACAGUAUUUCCAAAGACAACUAAUUUGCUUUGUCGAUUUCACAUCAACAAAAAUGUGAAAUCAAAGUGUAAGGAGUAUGUUGUGGAUAAUAUGCGAGAAACUGUGGAGAAAAUGUGGUAUGAACUUAUAAGGGCUAGUGAUGAGAUGGAGUACCACCAAAGAUCGAAACAACUUGAGGAUGCAUGUGUUGACUCCAAAGAUUUUAUUGAUUAUGUGAUUGACACAUGGUUGACACCGCAUAGACAUCGAUUUGACGAAGAAUGGAUCAAUCAAGUGGUGGAGUCUGCGCAUUGGAAACUUAAGCAAAUGUUAGAGAAUAGCUUAGGUGAUUUAUGCAAAUGUUGGGAGGCUAUGAAUGACAAUAUCAAGAUACAAGUGGGCAACAUCAGAGCUUCAUUUCAGAAGAGUUUUUAUGAAGUUGAGCAUGCACACACUAGUCCUUUUUAUUCAAAUUUGUGUGGUUCAGUAUCAAGAUCUGCAUUGAGGCAGAUUGCUGAAGAGUGGUUGAGGAUUGACAUGGUAGGUACAGAUACGCAAAAGUGCGGAUGUACCCAUAGAAAAUUAUAUGGGUUACCAUGUGCUUGUGAGUUAGGGAGAUAUACAUUGAGUGGUGAAGCGAUGCCAAUUGAGGCUAUUCAUAUUCAUUGGAGAAAACUAAGUAUGGAAGAUAAUCAAUAUGUAGAUGCAGAUGAUGGAUCAGAAAUAGACAUGACAAAUGCAAUCGAUGAAAUUUGGAAAAGGUGGAGGUCACUAGAUGUUGUCGAAAAAAGAGCAUUAAAAAGCAGAGUGUGUGAGAUUGCUUAUCCGACUACAACAAAGAUGUGUCCACUGCCUGAAAAAAUUAAAACCAAAGGAGGGGUUAAGAAGAAAGAGAGGAGACUUGUGGAACAUGAUGUUUAUCGUGAUCCUUUGGGAUAUGAGUAUGUUGAUCAAGCACAUUCGAGUUCUCAAAAAUCUUCAAAGAGGUUAUGUUCACAACUAUCCCAAACCUCAAAAAAUAAAGAAUUUGAUAAAUACAUUGUACAAUUUCCAGAUUACAUCAGACCAUUUAUUGAUGACAUUGUUGAUGUAAGAGAUGAUGGAAAUUGUGGGUUUAGAGCCAUUGCGUCUUUGCAUGGUUAUGGCACAAAUGGAUGGUCAAUGGUUCGUCGGGAUUUGGAGAAAGAAAUUAUAGUUCCUAGAAGCAAGUUGUAUGAGGAUUUAUUUGGUAAACGCCUUCCAACUGUGAGAUCAUCGUUGGUGAUCGAAACUUUAGGACAACAACCACCAAAUGAAUGGAUGACGUUACCUGAUAUGGGCUAUGUAAUAGCUAAUCGGUAUAACGUUGUUCUCGUCUCAUUAGGUUACCCUAGUUUGAGUUACUUUCCCAUGACGAGUGCACAUUCACCUAAUGCAUCUAUUUAA